GUACCUUAAACCCAUAGCGCUGUCAGCCGGACACUUGGAAUGACAACUGAAUUUGGUUUUGUUUCUAAUUUUUUUCUUGAAUCGGCAAAACCGAAGUUGUGUUGUGUGUUUUUCGGAGUGCAGCUGGUAGUGGCUCUUUUUCUUAAUAUGAUCGCUUAAAAUAAAUGGUCUGAUCAACUAAAACGUGAAGAAUCUUUCCGAAUCUCAUACGUUAUAAGAAUGUUGCAUUCGUUUCCAGUGAGUGCGAAAAGUGAAGCUGUGCACAGCAUCUGGUGAAUGCAUGGGCGAGAUUGUUGGUCAUAUCGCGAUUUGGCUUAUCACCAACGAGCUUCCUGUGCCGCUGCUAGUUGCAAGGAUUGUUGUGCAAAAUAAAAGCUAACGACAGAGUCGCGGUCCUACGUAAGCUAGAUAGAAUACUGAACAUCGUACAAUUUACGAUUGACCGUUGGUGAUAGUGUACAUUUGAGCUCAAAUUCGUGAACAGAUGGUGGAUUGAACAAGUGAAACACGUGUGGAAUUGUUGGUGUCAGCAAAUGAUAAUAACCCGUACCGUGAGCGGGAUCAUUUAGAUUUUCGUUUACCACUCACCCAUAAUUACAUUACGCGAUCAUUCCGAUCCCCUCGGUGCUAGUGUUUCUCAGUUUUACUAAAAAUCUCUGUGUUCUGUUGUGUAUGUAAAAAAAAUAUCAGUACUAGUGCAUUGGUGGUGCGAUCAACGGGGUUGAUUCAACGAAUAAGUUGGUGAUAUUAUAAUGAAAUUAAGCAGUCACGCUGCCUAGUACAAGCUAGUCAUUCAGUCAUAAUGUUUUAAACUUUUAUACCGUGGUUAGUUUCGGACGCAAACGUGUGAUUUGUUCUUCAAAACAUAGUUUAUACAUUGCAGUCACGGCAGACGAUCAUGGCAAAAUGAGUUUGCAAUAAGACAGUGUUUUAACCAAAAGUUUGCUACUUGUGUUCGAAGUGGACUUAUAAAGAAGACCCAACGGAAACCAUUUCUCAACGCUAUGAAAAUUACAGAUUUAGGGCCACGAAAUGGCAGCCAUCCGCGGACAUUCAUUACGUUGCUUUUCGGCACCGUACUGGGCUUCAUGUUUGCUACUUUCAUCUCAUCUACAACGAUGCGACAACCGUGGAUGCCCGAAAGUUAUCGUCAACGGGAACCACCGUCGAUUGUAAGUGAUCCACACACAGGCAACGAGCUGCGGGAAGCAGCCGGUCCGGAACAAGAUGUCGGACAGCAUGCAGCCCACGAAGAGGCGCAUGCACAUGAGAAUGCUUCGCUUGCGCACCAGUUACAACGGGAGGUGCGCGUCCUAUGUUGGGUGAUGACCAAUCCGAAAAAUCAUAAGACGAAAGCAUUGCACGUGAAACGUACGUGGGCCAGUCGAUGCAAUAAGGUGCUUUUCAUGAGUUCCGUUGAAGAUCCCCAAAUAGACUCUGUUGCACUGCCGGUGGGUGAAGGUCGGAAUAAUCUAUGGGCGAAAACGAAAGAAGCAUUUAAGUACAUCUAUCAACAUCACCUGGAUGAUGCUGAUUGGUUCAUGAAGGCAGAUGACGAUACAUACGUGAUUGUGGAAAAUUUGCGGUACAUGCUUUAUUCGUACUCACCUAGUCAUCCGAUUUAUUUUGGGUGCCGGUUCAAGCCCUACGUAAAGCAGGGUUAUAUGUCUGGCGGUGCGGGUUAUGUGCUGAGCAAGGAGGCAGUAAAACGCUUUGUGGAAGAUGCCAUUCCUAACCCCCUCUGUCGACAGGAUGACGAUGGUGCCGAAGACGUAGAGAUGGGUAAAUGCAUGGAGGCGGUAAAAGUGCUGGCCGGCGACUCAAGAGACUCGGUUGGACGAGGAAGAUUUUUUCCAUUCGUGCCUGAGCAUCAUCUUAUCCCAAAUCAUGUGGACAAAGACUUUUGGUAUCUGAAAUACACGUACUAUAAACCGGAUGAGGGUCUUGAAUGCUGCUCGGAUAACGCCAUCUCCUUUCAUUACGUGUCUCCUAAUCAAAUGUACGUGCUAGAUUACCUGAUUUAUCAUCUACGGCCGUACGGCAUUGUUGGCCACUCUCAACCUCUACCAAAGAAGUUCAGCCUUGGUGAUCUUGUACGGGUAGAUGAUCUAGGAAAGACCACCACGAAACCAUCAAACAAGCAACAACGACCGAAUAAACACAGCGGUCAAGCAGAGAAUGAAAAUCAGAAGGACGUUACGUUUAGUGAUACUGAAGCUAAAGAACCAAAUACCUAAUAAGAUCUAGUUAUAGUGCUAGGUUCCAAAUUGUAUCAUUAAAAGAGAUAAAGCUAGUGGAACGAAUUUGCACCGCGUGUGUAAAAUAGAGAUAAGCGACACUACUUGCAAUGGAUGAUUGAUAUGCGUGAAUGCGUGAUUUGAAGUGGUUGCGGUGAGUGAAUGGGAAAGUUGUUUUUGCUUAAAACAAAAAAGUCAUUUCGUUAUGCAAAAAAUCUUUUGUAAAACAAAGAAUUAUACAAAUGGAAAGAGUCCUCAAUAUUCGCAAAAAAUAUCAUUUAAUUUGCUGACCGGUUUUUUGUGUUUCCUAAUAGGAUAAUUGCUGUUAUCGGUCUCUUAUCACCAUAUUUUAUCAGAUUGCUGCGAAUACAUAGAUCGUAAAAUUGUAUCAACUGCUAUGAAAUGAUAGUUUAAGUCUUCAAAUCAAUUCAAACAUCUGCGAACUAAGUCAUACCACUCAUGUAUACCCCCCACAUCAGUAGGGUAUCUAUCGUUAGCUAACUCUAUCUAAUGUUGUAGUCAAUCUCAUUUUCAAUUUUCGGCAUUUAGUAUGGAAUUUUCAAACGAAUGAUGGAAUAUUUGCCAUCCAUACAGUUUUGUUCCUUUGACUAGACAAGUUGAUGAUUAUUUUCAGCAAGACUUUUGUAGGUUGCACGAUAAAAUGGCUUACUGGUUCCUUUUCUUUUAAUCUUUUGCGUUCUGCGAAACUUCCAAUGUCCAUUACCAAAUUGUUUACAAACAUUAGUAUAUGAAUCUCGAGAAAUCUCGAAACGAUAAUGAGCAUAACCAAAUAUUAUACUUAAGUUUACAUUAUGGAAACUAAUCUAAUUUACUUUGGGGCAUCCAAUAUGAAUUAUGUAAAUUACCUGCAAAAUAUGUUGAAGAGAUCGUAUCAUACGUCUUAGUCAGCUGAGUAGAACCACUAUGUUUUUAUAUUGCAUUACUAUGAUAUUGAUAGGUUAACGAAUGUGCUCUCAUGUGUUUAAUUGCUUAUAAUUUCUUUAUCUUUAUACUCUUUGCUUUUUUGUAGUUGCAUACGAUCGUAUAUAUCUUAAUGAUCAAUGUGACUAUUCGUGUUCUAUAGGAAAUUUGUUUUUCAUUUUUGUAGUUGUAGUACAAGUUGCUAUACAGAAUGGACUCAAUUUAUGUCCUACAAUACUUCGAAAUCUUUACAUCUUUCAUGAUAUGCAUUCAUUCCUCAACUAAUGUAUAUCUGUGUAAAAAGUUUUCUUUAUGUUUGCCACAGUUUGUUGUAGUGUCAUCAUUCGAUCUCAUACACAAACAAAACCAAGAAGAAAAAAAACAGCAAAGUUGCCAUCACAUUCAGGAAUAUUAGUUAUGUUAAGGAUAAGAUGUUUCUUUUAAAGUGUUCGUUUUGUUUUACAUGUUUCAGAUAAAACAAUAAAUCAACACAAUGGAAAAAAUGAAUAGCAAAAGUGACGAUUUACAUUAAUGUACGAAGGUUUAAAAAAACGAAGAGGGAUGUGGAUUAAUCAUCCCGAAGAAUUAUCAAAAUACUCCCUGAAACAGAACAAAGCGUAGCUGUAAGCUCUGACGCAUGGCAAAGCAUAUUAACUUGAAUAAAGUAAAUUAUCAAAUACUAAAAAAAGGUCGCCUAUGGACAAACUGAA
Molecule: messenger RNA, 3868 nt
Organism: Anopheles funestus (African malaria mosquito)
Lineage: Eukaryota; Metazoa; Arthropoda; Insecta; Diptera; Culicidae
Product: glycoprotein-N-acetylgalactosamine 3-beta-galactosyltransferase 1-like
Exons: 6
Coding region: 1005-2237 (410 amino acids)
Cellular component (GO): membrane
Molecular function (GO): N-acetylgalactosaminide beta-1,3-galactosyltransferase activity
Source: RefSeq, a predicted model, not a curated record